Messenger RNA from Brenthis ino (lesser marbled fritillary), 1455 nucleotides. Lineage: Eukaryota; Metazoa; Arthropoda; Insecta; Lepidoptera; Nymphalidae. The record is from the annotation of a GenBank genome assembly.
AUGGUGAAGAAGAUUUCAGAAGAGAGUGUAGACAGUGGCGUCGGCCGCGGCAGUAGUCAGUCGGGUAGCGAGCGCGAGUCAGACGAAGUGACGCGCGGCGAGGCGUCCGCGCCUGUGCCAAUACCCGACAGCGAAGAGCUGCAGCGACGCAAGGAGGAGGCGCGCAGGAAACGCCGCAGGAAGAAGCGCUCUGGCAGCUCAGUGGUCACGUCAUGUUUCCAAGACCUUUACAAACUAACGGGGGAGGUUCUGGGCGAGGGUGCGUACGCCUCGGUACAGACGUGUGUCAACAUAUACACGGGGCAGGAGUUCGCAGUUAAGAUCAUAGACAAAGUGCCGGGGCACGCCCGCGCCCGGGUGUUCCGCGAGGUGGAGACCUUCCACUACUGCCAGGGACACCCGAACAUAAUCCAGCUCAUUGAAUUCUUUGAGGACACGGACAAGUUUUAUCUUGUCUUUGAGAAGAUCAACGGCGGUCAGCUCCUAUCAAGGAUACAGGAGCAUCAUUACUUUUCAGAGCCGCAAGCGGCGGAGAUAGUUCGCGAGAUAGCAAACGCACUCCACUUCCUACACGGCAAAGGCGUCGCCCACCGCGACCUGAAGCCCGAGAACAUCCUGUGCGUGAACCGCGACAGUCUCUGCCCAGUCAAGAUUUGUGACUUCGACCUGGGCAGCGGUAUAAGCUUUACGUCCAGCCUGGCCAGUCCAUUGGCGACACCGCAACUUAUGACGCCGGUGGGCAGCGCAGAGUUCAUGGCGCCCGAGGUGGUGUCCCUGUUCGCGGGGUCGGCGGCCACGCACUACGACAAGCGCUGCGACCUGUGGUCGCUGGGCGUGAUCGCGUACAUCCUGCUGUGCGGCUACCCGCCCUUCCGCGCCGACUGCGGCGCCGACUGCGGCUGGGAGCGCGGCGACAACUGCCGCGCCUGUCAGGAUCUGCUCUUCACUUCUAUACAGGAGGGCCGGUACACGUUCCCGCAAGAGGAAUGGUCGCACAUUUCCAUCGAGGCGAAGGACCUGAUCGCGCAGCUGUUAGUGCGCGAGGCGUCGCACCGCCUCAGCGCCGAGCGCGUGCUGCAGCACCCGUGGCUGCGCCGCGCCGACGCGACGGCGCACUACCCGCCGUUGCACACACCACAUAAUAUCAAACACAAUAUGUCAGCUCGCAAUCUGUCCAAUUUCGCUGAAUCCGCCAUGGCCGUGAACCGAGUGAUUCAACAGCACUUCUCGAUGAAUUAUUCGUACAUGGAGCGUCCCACUGCUGCUCUACGUAGCAGCAAGUCGUGUCACCCAAGCCCUGAUGUGGUGCUGGAAGAUGAGCUGGAACGUGCAGGGGUGGCAAUCCAGGCCAUGGCCGUCAGUGACUACUGCGCACCCUUUGGUCUUUCCCCACCCACGGAGUCACAACUGCUCCGCAGACGUCUGCAGUCCACAGACAAACCGCUGCCAGUACAU